GAUCUAACUCAAAUUCCCGGGUACAAAAUUUUCAUGCAUCCGGUCAAGGAAAAAGAGUGGCCAAACUAUUAUUCACAGAUCAGCGAGCCGAUGGAUUUGUCCCAGAUCCGGAUGAAAAUUAACGAGAAUGCCUAUGCGACGCGUGAGGAGUUCCUCGCGGAUAUUCGACUGAUCUAUAACAACUCUUUACGGUUCAAUGGUCGAUAUAGUUCGUACACGGAGACCGCGAUGAAAAUGUGCUCCCACGUGAUGGAGGAAUUCUGUCACAAAGAGUUGAAACUAAUGCGUCUGGAGUCGUUGGUCAAUCCGCUCCUGGACGAAGACGACCUGGUCGGACUGAGUUUUCUUCUCCAACAGGCGAUUGAGGCGAUGCGAGCGGUCGAACACAGUCGCCCGUUCCACACGCCAGUCGAUAAACGCCGGUACCCGGACUAUUAUAAACAAAUUGUCAAUCCGAUGGAUUUGUCCACUUUGGAAAAAUUGGUCAAAGAGAACCGAUUUCGAUCCCGUGUGGAAUUUCUCACCCAGGUCGAUCUGAUCUUGUCCAAUUGUAUCCAAUUCAACGGACCUGAAAGUCCCUUGUCCGAGAUCGCAAAAAAUCUGGUUGAAGCGGCCCGAGCCCGACUGGAACAGGACGCGGAAAUGUUGGACACAAUUGAGGCCAACAUUCGAAGCAAUCAACCAGAUUCUGCUCCUGAUGCAGAAAUGCAACAGUCGGAAGCUGGACUGAGCUCGCAUGAGGAAUCUGUCACUCAGGAGUUGACUGGUUUCGAUCAGACAAGCUCGAAAAACAUGCCGUCUACUUCCGCUGACGGGACCCGCGGGACCGGUGUGAAUCUGUCAGAAUUGUCGGCAGCUGGGACGCAGAAAACAGGUCCUGUGAAGCGUCGUGCUUCGUGCACUACCGCUCCUACAAGACCGCAUAAAAUGGCCAAACUUAUGGAAUCCGAGGCUGAUCUUGCUGCGCUGGACUCUAAUUCACAACCAGCCACGUUUGACAAAGCGGAGCCUGAGAAUGCUAGUCGACCACCUCCCUGGGUUACGGAUGAAGAAAGCAUCACGGAAUCCGUGGAUCGUUUUGCGCGAAUCAGACAUGACGCGGAACCCUCAUGGUCCUCACAACCUCCCACACGUGACGGCACUCGAAUCAGCCGUGACGAUAGUAAUCACAGCCACAGUGCGCUAUCUCCAUCGUCUCUGCCUGCUGGAUCGCAUCGAACACGGGGACAUGUGCGUUCGGACGGUGAACGGGACGAAGAGGAUGCAGACGAGGAGGAGGAGGAGGACGAGGAGUUAGAAGAUCCCGAUGCACAUGAAGAUGCUCUGAUCGCACGUCUUGGGUCACAUUCGUUCUCUGAAGACAGUAUGACCGAUUUGCCUGGAUGGGAUUCCAAUCGAAUGCAGCAGGCGGAUGACUCUCCAGAUGCUUAUUCUACCCAUCGUCACGUGACCUAUAUCGAUGAAGAAACACGGUUCUCCAUGGGCGAAACAGCCGGUCAACCCCCCGCGGUGGCACUCACGGACGAAUUGGUCGCACAAGACUUGCAACUAACCGACUCGGACGAUGGGAGCAGUCUUUCCGGUCAGGGUGGAGAGUUGUGCGCGGAUAGUGAUAUGUCGUUCUUGACCUCGCGGCAUCGCAUUGAUCCGCACACAACUACCCGUUCGCAGUUUGCGCAACACACGGAUGAUGGAUCAUCGAACGCGGUUUGGAAUUUCUCCUCGCCGGGCACCGCAGGAAUGGAUGAAGAUCCAUCCGCACUGGAUGAUCAGGUAUCAGAAUCCCGUCGACCGGAUCCGGUAGCGUUCUUUAUCAGUGAAGGUGAAGAUGACAGUAGUGAUCGAUGA
Messenger RNA from Echinostoma caproni, 1848 nucleotides. The record is from the annotation of a GenBank genome assembly. Lineage: Eukaryota; Metazoa; Platyhelminthes; Trematoda; Plagiorchiida; Echinostomatidae.